AUGGUGGCUCUCGGUACCAGAACCCAAGCCGAGGAGUUGUUCCGUCGUUCAUACCGUCUGAAAAUCGAUCCGGCGCAACUUUUACGUGAUCUGGAGCCUGAGGAGCGUUCCAGGUUGAAAGCUGCACUUGUGGAGCUUCGUGAAACGCAAUCCCGAAGAGAGAAUAAUUUAAUUAUUCGGGAGUUUUGCGUCGUCCGGAGGCGGCUGCAACUGAAAUGGCCUCCGCUUCACACACCCAGUGCAGUGGUUUGCACCAUUGAUGGAUCAUAG
This is a messenger RNA of Echinostoma caproni, 270 nucleotides long. The record is from the annotation of a GenBank genome assembly. Lineage: Eukaryota; Metazoa; Platyhelminthes; Trematoda; Plagiorchiida; Echinostomatidae.